This is a messenger RNA of Schistocerca piceifrons (Central American locust), 1660 nucleotides long. Its product is annotated as E3 SUMO-protein ligase ZBED1-like. Bases 36 to 1535 code for a protein of 499 amino acids. NCBI's taxonomy places the organism in Eukaryota, Metazoa, Arthropoda, Insecta, Orthoptera, Acrididae. Gene Ontology annotation, molecular function: protein dimerization activity. The transcript is spliced from 5 exons. The record is from RefSeq and is a predicted model, not a curated record.
UACAGCAUACGUUCACCCAUGGAGAAUUUGCAGACAUGUUGUUUGCGUACAGCUACUGUAACGGCAGCGCCCAUGUGGCUGUGGCAGAAUACCAGAGGCGUUUCCCUGAUCGACGAGCUCCCUGUCACGGAGUACUUCCAAGAGUUCUUCAAACGUUACGUGAAUCUGGAUCACUAUCCAGUAGACAUGUAACAUCAGAAGGUGAAGCCUCUCUUGCAGUGGAGUUGCCAGAAGAAGGCACCACAGCCAGCAGCACACAGGGGGAAGCAGUUCCCUCCACAUCACUGCAUCAGACAGCCAUCACAGAAUACGUUCCCAAAAAGAUGGGACUGAUUCAAAAGAAGAAGGUGGAUAGCAAAUUAAUGGGUCUGUUCACAAAAGACUAUCAACCUUUCUCUAUUGUAAAUGACUCAGGAUUUCGUAGUUUUGUACAUGCACUGAAUCCCGCUUAUGAAAUACCGAGUAGAAGGACUACAACAAAUGCAAUGUUGCCAGCAGCAUAUGCAGAAGCAAAUGAGAAAGUACAACAAAAGCUGCAAGGAAGUUCACCAGAAAGUCAAGACAAUUGUAGGUUUUUUAAAAGGAGCAGCAGUGCAACAGAGCGGCUCUUAACAUGCCAACAGAACAGUGGCAAAGUAAAUGUCAAGAAAUUGAUCCAGGACUUGCCCACAAGGUGGAAUUCAACCCUGUUCAUGUUGGAACGUAUUGUCGAAUUGUCAGAGGCAGUGAAAAUUACAGUUACCCUUUGUAACAGGCCCACAGAUCUUCCGUCACUGUCAAAUGAUGAGUGGGAAAUCUGCUCCGAACUCUGUUUGAUUUUGAAACUGUUUGAGCAGGUUUCGAGGCAGCUCAGUGCAGAGGAGUACCCAACUGGCAGCUUGGUUAUAGUCCUGACACAUGGACUUCUGGCAGUAUGUGACGAAAUAGCCAAAAUGCAGCUACAUGAAGUUUCAAUGAAAGUUGUUGAGGCACUAAAAGAAGGGCUUACAAACCGGUUUUCGAAUACUGAGCAGAGCAAGUCCAUUGCCCUUGCCACUCUGCUGGAUCCACGUUUCAAAUUGCUGGCAUUUCAGAACCAGGUAGCAGCAGACAACACGAAGAAACAAUUAAUUAAUAUUGUUGCCCAGAAAUUGGAAAAAUGUAGGCCAGUAGGUAUUCAGCCUUCACAAUCUGUUGAGCCAAAUAAUUUGGCAACUGAGUCCUUCUCUGUGUGGGGCAUAUUUGAUAAGUUAGUGAAACAUGCACAGCCACAGGGCACAGUACAGUCAUGUGCUAUUGUAGAGGUUCAAAGGUACAUUGACAGCUCAGUCAUCAGUAGAAAUGAGGAUCCUCUGGCAUGGUGGAAGCAAAAUCAAUACACAUACCCAACCAUUGCAAAAGUAGUGAAAGAGAGGUUUAAUGUUGUAGCAACUUCUGUGCCUUGUGAGAGGGUCUUCUCAAAAACUGGACAUUUAAUAAAUGUCCGAAGAACCCGCCUCAAGCCAUCGAAUAUAGAAAAACUAAUAUUUCUGAAUGCCAAUGGUACCUGUGAUUAGUGCUGUCUUGCAGAAAAUUCUGGACCCGUGUGAGGUUUGCUUCCAUGGAGGUAACUGGGCACUUUCAACACAAGCAAACAAGACCACACAACUGUAUGAUGACUAGCAAAAUGUAAAAUAUGUGA